GGGCGAUGCAAACCUGCCCGUUCUCUAUUUCGAGGUUUUAUAUUUCGUAGCUUUUCUGACACUGAAUUUUUUAUACAAAAUUGAACUCGUUGAUGUCGUUUGUGCCUAGAUCCGAUUAAUUGUUACACUAGCGAAUUGACGUCGUUUUUUUAAGGUGGAAUAAUCUUGCGUGUGCGUUUUCUAGCCUUAUAAACCGGGUACAUCGAAAAUCAUUUUAAAUAAGAUAGUGUUUUGAUUUAAUUAAUUCUAAAUAAUAUAGUGAUUUUUCUGCUUGGGACACUGGUGACCUAAGAAGACUAGACUUAACCAGCUGCGCACAAGAUGGCUUGGGGUUACUGGAGCGCCACCACUGUGUCCGACAGGGGGCGUAGUCCUCGCCGUAACAAGGAAUCGGAAAAAUCCAAUUCACAUUCUUCGCAUUCGUCGUCGCACGAACGAAGGGAGGUGGUCAAGGCCGUGGAGGAACCGCCUCCAACCACGCACCAGAACUACACUACGGUGAUCCCGAACACUUCUACCUCUCAGAUGACAGCGGCGGAGUUGGAGGAUGUCGUUUCUGAGCAUCAAUUGUCCAGGCGUCCAAGUUUAGACCUGGGUGCCAUGAUGGGGCCUCCGAACACUUUAGCUGGUAUACUCUGCCACGCCCACGGAAGUAGACAUGGCGGUACAUUAUCUGCCGGAAAUACCCUAACCAGAAUCGGAAGUAGGCACACUGCUGUCGAAUAUGCCGUUCCACAUCAUUUCCAUCAUCAUCACGCGUACGUGGAGUACCACCAAAGCCAUCUGUCUCUUUCUGAUGAUGACAGCAGUUCUGAACCUGGCUACGACUCUAUAAGAGCAGUGUUCCCGAAUGCACCGCCACAAACGGGAAUUCCCUGCCAAGGAGAUGACAGAAGUAUUUAUAGAAGAGGUGCCAGAAGAUGGCGGAAGUUGUAUAGAGUCAACGGCCAUAUUUUUCAGGCAAAGAGGUUUAACAGAAAGGCUUUUUGCGCCUACUGCCAUGACCGCAUCUGGGGCCUGGGCAGGCAGGGCUUCAAGUGCAUCCAGUGCAAGCUGCUGGUGCACAAGAAGUGCCACAAGGCGGUGAACGUGGCCUGCACCAGCGAGCACCACAUCGACGCCAUGACACGCGAAGACAGGAACGGGGAGGUGCAGCAGAUAAUCGUGGGCACGCCCAACAAUGACACCCUGUCGGACAGUUUAAGGAACAGGGACUAUGACGAGCCUCAGCCAGAUAUUACAGGUGAUGUUAUGUUAAUAGAACACCAGUGCCGGUCUCCGGACGCGCUGGAAUCCGACUCCAGACGUCAGUACACCCUGAACGACUUUGAACUGAUCAGGGUGAUUGGACGAGGCUCGUAUGCCAAAGUACUCAUGGUCGAACUCAAGAAGACUAAACGUAUUUACGCGAUGAAGGUGAUUAAAAAAGCUCUUGUGACAGACGACGAAGACAUCGACUGGGUCCAGACCGAAAAACACGUGUUCGAAACGGCCUCAAACCACCCGUUUCUCGUGGGCCUGCACUCGUGCUUCCAGACUCCUUCCAGACUCUUCUUCGUCAUCGAAUUCGUCAGGGGUGGCGACCUCAUGUUUCAUAUGCAAAGGCAGAGGAAACUAUCCGAAGACCACGCUAGGUUCUACUCGGCCGAAAUCUCUCUGGCGCUGAACUUCCUCCACUGCAAAGGGAUCAUCUAUCGCGACCUGAAGCUGGACAACGUGCUGCUGGACCACGAGGGUCACAUCAAGCUGACGGAUUACGGCAUGUGCAAGGAGGGCAUCCGGCAAGGGGAUACCACGUCCACGUUUUGUGGCACUCCCAACUACAUCGCUCCGGAGAUCCUCAGGGGGGAGGAUUAUGGGUUCUCUGUAGAUUGGUGGGCCCUUGGCGUAUUAUUAUAUGAAAUGCUAGCUGGAAGAUCUCCCUUUGAUAUCGCAGGAGCUUCAGAAAAUCCGGAUCAGAACACUGAAGAUUUUCUGUUCCAGGUUAUUUUGGAGAAAACCAUUCGCAUACCGAGAUCUUUAAGUGUCAAAGCCGCAAACGUCCUAAAAGGAUUUCUUAAUAAGAAUCCAGCAGAUCGACUGGGGUGUCAAGGUCUGGACAGCUACAGUGACAUUACUAAUCAUCAGUUCUUCAAAACUAUCGACUGGGAAUUGCUGGAGCGUAAGCAGAUUCCUCCACCUUACAAACCUCGUCUGGAUUCUGACAGAGAUUUGACAAAUUUUCCACCAGAAUUCACAGACGAACCAGUUCAUCUAACACCAGAUGAUCCCCGCAUCAUAGAAAAGAUCGACCAAUCCGAGUUCGAAGGCUUCGAAUACGUCAACCCCCUGCUCAUGUCGCUAGAGGACUGCGUGUGACACAACGUGACCUGCGCGCUGCAUCCCAACAACUUACCCCCUCCACCCGUUCACCGGUACCCCCCGCCUAUCUUGCCCCCGCCCCCACCUCCGGAUCUGAGCGGCUACGGCAGGGAGAACUACUUCCCGGUGGAUGACGUGCGUCCUCAGGGUGGUAAAUCAGUGCUGCAGAAUAUAUUUUGCCUUCCUCUAAACUGAAACGCUUAGGAAUCGAAUGCUGCCCACAGAUUAAUACGGUGUUGGCAACAAAGUCUGCAUGUAAUAGGAUUUUUAUUUAUUAUUAGAGACAAAUUAAAUUACAUUAGGUACUUAUAAUGCUUGAAAUAAUUGUAUAGUUUUUCCGAAGUCAAUUGCAACAGAUUCAAACUCUUAAUUUUGGCACUGUCGGCAUAAGCUGGAUAAACGAAUUAAGGGUCUUAGUAUUUCCAAUUGACUUUGGAUAUACUAUAUCAUAAUUGUUGUGUGUCUUGGUAUAUUGGGCAAAUUUUACAUUGCUUUUUAAUAAUGUCUAAAAAUGUUCUUAUUUAUUAAAAGUUUUGUAAAUGUUGUUUGAGAAAGAUAUUUAAGUUUCGCAUUUUUUUAUCUACACGUGAAAUUUUGCUCUACAAUAAUUUCUAUUUUUGUCAAUAUUUCGAAUAUUUUGAUCAAUUUAUGUGUACUGAUUGAUACCUGAUAUAUUAUCACGUAUUUUCGCAAAUAUUUUGACUACAACAAUUUAUUUUGCUUUGAAGCCUGAAAUUCUUAAACACAGAUAGGCAUUUUUUGGUGCAAAGUUUGUUAUUUAUAACAGCUUUACAAAAACUACAUACUUCUAUUAUUCUUAAGUGUGCAUAUGUGGUCUUAAGUCAUAUGCACUUGAAGUAAAAUAAGUUAUUGUUAUAAAAUUUGGCGCCCAACGUGAGGCGCAUCAAUUUAUAACAAUGACCUACGUUGGGCGCCAAAUCUUAUAAAAACAGCUACACACUCAGGAAUAAACUUUGUAUCAAAUAGAGCAUAUUUGUGACUAAAAAUAUUAGGUAUUAAAUCAAAAUAACUAGUUGUAGUCAAAAUAAUUAUUCAAAUUUCAAAAUAAAAUAUUCAAAAUAUUGACGUAGAAUUGAAGUUGUGGUUUAGUAAACAACUUUUUCAAACAAAAUCUAAGAGAAUUUUUAAAAUAAAGAUAUUUUUUGACAUACGUAAUUCAGAAAUGACAAAUUUCACAGAAAAACUAAAUUAAAUAUCUAUAAAGGUAUACAUAAGUUUUAUUUCUAAGAUAAGCAAGGCCUUACAGCUUUGCCUAAUUAUACCUGUCUCUAAUAGUAAAAGAAUCAUUUGGUGUAGACUUUUUUGCGACCACAGUGUAUAUGAGACAAUAGAGUAGUCAAGAGUUACAUUUGGUCAGUUUUCUACAAAAUUUGUUCUUAUAGGAACUACUCAGGAGUAAAUACAUGCCCAUAGGCUUCAGUUUCUGUAAACUGUCGAGAUAUCAUCGUCUCAUCGAGUUCAUAGACCUGAUUUCUAAUUAUCUAUCAUCAACUUUUUUUUUCUGUUCUGUGUGAUAUUAUAUAUUUUCAUUUUUGAUUGUGAUUCUGAAGACUUAAUUAAUUUAAGAAUAAUGUAAUUCUUGUUGUCAUGCACGUAACCAAUUAUAAAAGUUUUUAUGAAGGUUUAGUUCACAACUUUAUUGUCACACGCAC
Molecule: messenger RNA, 4034 nt
Organism: Sitophilus oryzae (rice weevil)
Lineage: Eukaryota; Metazoa; Arthropoda; Insecta; Coleoptera; Curculionidae
Product: atypical protein kinase C-like
Exons: 13
Coding region: 322-2358 (678 amino acids)
Biological process (GO): establishment or maintenance of cell polarity; protein phosphorylation
Molecular function (GO): protein serine/threonine kinase activity; ATP binding
Source: RefSeq, a predicted model, not a curated record